Messenger RNA from Peniophora sp. CBMAI 1063, 219 nucleotides. NCBI's taxonomy places the organism in Eukaryota, Fungi, Basidiomycota, Agaricomycetes, Russulales, Peniophoraceae. The record is from the annotation of a GenBank genome assembly.
AUGCGUCCGAGGCCUGGCAGGGUUGCGCAGGAUGUUGGAGCCACCCCCGUCGCGUAUGAAUCGCUACGCCCUCAUAGCCUUCGACUGUAUUCGCAACGUGUAUGCGGCAAGGCUGCACUCGGACACCAGAACCUUCUCCUCGAAUGCUCACAACUGCGUGUAACGCUAUUCAAAGGGCGUUUCCAGCGGAACCUGCUCGGGAAGCCCGCUCAACUGUAG